UCUUUAUGUUGACCGAAGGUCAAGAAGAAAGCAGAGUUCCUUGGGCUCCAGCCUACCCAUGAGUAAGAGCAAAUGCUCGGUGGGACCAAUGUCCUCUGUGGUAGCCCCGGCUAAAGAGCCCAAUGCCAUGGGCCCCAGAGAGGUGGAGCUCAUCCUGGUCAAGGAGCAGAAUGGAGUGCAGCUGACCAACUCCACCCUCAUCAACCCACCACAGACACCGGUGGGGGUUCAAGAGCGGGAGACCUGGAGCAAGAAAAUUGAUUUCCUGCUCUCAGUCAUCGGCUUUGCUGUGGACCUGGCCAAUGUCUGGAGGUUUCCCUACCUGUGCUACAAAAAUGGUGGAGGUGCCUUCCUGGUGCCCUACCUGCUCUUCAUGGUUAUUGCUGGGAUGCCCCUCUUCUACAUGGAGCUGGCCCUUGGACAGUUUAACAGAGAAGGAGCUGCUGGAGUCUGGAAGAUCUGUCCUGUCCUGAAAGGCGUGGGCUUCACCGUCAUCCUCAUUUCUUUCUACGUGGGCUUCUUCUACAAUGUCAUCAUCGCGUGGGCACUGCACUACUUCUUCUCGUCCUUCACUAUGGACCUCCCAUGGAUCCACUGCAACAAUACCUGGAACAGCCCCAACUGCUCUGACGCCCAUGCCAGUAACUCUAGUGAUGGCCUGGGCCUCAAUGACACCUUUGGGACCACGCCUGCUGCUGAGUACUUUGAACGUGGCGUGCUGCACCUCCACCAGAGCCACGGUAUUGAUGACCUGGGCCCUCCACAGUGGCAGCUCACAGCCUGCCUGGUGCUGGUCAUUGUCUUGCUCUACUUCAGCCUGUGGAAAGGAGUAAAGACCUCAGGAAAGGUGGUAUGGAUCACAGCUACCAUGCCUUACGUGGUCCUCACGGCCUUGCUACUGCGUGGAGUCACCCUCCCUGGAGCCAUGGAUGGCAUCAAGGCAUACCUUAGUGUGGACUUCUAUCGGCUCUGCGAGGCAUCUGUGUGGAUUGAUGCCGCCACCCAGGUGUGCUUCUCCUUGGGCAUUGGUUUUGGGGUGCUGAUUGCCUUCUCCAGUUACAAUAAAUUCACCAACAACUGCUAUAGAGACGCAAUCAUCACCACAUCUAUUAACUCCCUGACAAGCUUCUCCUCAGGCUUCGUCGUCUUCUCCUUCCUGGGAUACAUGGCACAGAAGCAUAACGUGCCCAUCGGAGAUGUGGCCACAGACGGACCUGGGUUGAUCUUCAUCAUCUACCCUGAGGCAAUUGCCACACUCCCGCUGUCCUCGGCCUGGGCUGCUGUGUUCUUCCUCAUGCUUCUCACUCUGGGUAUCGACAGUGCUAUGGGUGGAAUGGAGUCUGUGAUCACUGGACUUGUUGACGAGUUCCAGCUACUACAUCGGCACCGAGAGCUCUUUACUCUUGGCAUUGUCCUGGCCACCUUCCUGCUGUCUCUCUUCUGCGUCACCAACGGUGGCAUCUAUGUAUUCACACUGCUUGACCACUUUGCAGCUGGCACAUCCAUCCUCUUCGGUGUGCUCAUUGAAGCCAUUGGGGUGGCCUGGUUCUAUGGCGUCCAACAAUUCAGCGAUGACAUCAAGCAGAUGACAGGCCAGAGGCCCAACCUGUACUGGCGGCUAUGCUGGAAGCUGGUCAGCCCUUGUUUCCUCCUGUAUGUGGUUGUGGUCAGCAUUGUGACCUUCAGACCCCCACACUAUGGAGACUACAUCUUUCCAGACUGGGCCAAUGCACUGGGCUGGAUCAUUGCCACAUCCUCCAUGGCCAUGGUGCCCAUUUAUGCCACCUAUAAGUUCUGCAGCCUGCCAGGGUCCUUCCGAGAGAAACUGGCCUAUGCCAUCACACCUGAGAAAGACCGGCAGCUAGUGGACAGAGGGGAGGUGCGCCAAUUCACGCUGCGCCACUGGCUGUUGGUGUAAAGUGGAAGGAGACAGCAGCCAAAUGGGCCAUCUCACAACAGCAGGGACAGGGAGCUCACUAAAGGAAAAACCCAAGCAUCAAGAAAGGAGGGCCACUUCCACCCUUCCCGUUUGCUGUAUGGAA
This is a messenger RNA of Phodopus roborovskii (desert hamster), 2042 nucleotides long. It is a transcript of the gene Slc6a3, whose product is annotated as solute carrier family 6 member 3. Gene Ontology annotation, cellular component: neuronal cell body membrane; plasma membrane; neuron projection. Lineage: Eukaryota; Metazoa; Chordata; Mammalia; Rodentia; Cricetidae. The transcript is spliced from 14 exons. Gene Ontology annotation, molecular function: norepinephrine:sodium symporter activity; dopamine:sodium symporter activity. Gene Ontology annotation, biological process: sodium ion transmembrane transport; dopamine uptake involved in synaptic transmission. The record is from RefSeq and is a predicted model, not a curated record. The coding region runs from base 59 to 1918 and encodes 619 amino acids.